This is a messenger RNA of Dothidotthia symphoricarpi CBS 119687, 580 nucleotides long. RefSeq lists its product as uncharacterized. Lineage: Eukaryota; Fungi; Ascomycota; Dothideomycetes; Pleosporales; Dothidotthiaceae. The record is from RefSeq and is a predicted model, not a curated record. The coding region runs from base 100 to 468 and encodes 122 amino acids. The transcript has a single exon.
CCUCCACAUAAGCUGUUUUUACUUUGGAGUACAGUGCAUUCCUCUUAUUUCGUUGACGCUUAAGAUAGGGUUGGUAAACGCGAGCACAACUGUUCGAACAUGAGCCAUCACAAAGACGUCACCAGCAGAGCUCCCGGUCUGGCCCACUGCGUAACCAUCAGUCCUGCAACGACACGAACACAGUCACCCUCGACAAGCCCAUCACACCUCCCCCAUCUCACACCAGCCCUGCCUCCCCCAUCACAAAAGUAUCAGCAACCCAGAUCCCAUCUCUCCUCACCGGUCCAACCAUCCCACCUGACCACCCCUUCUCAUCAAAGCCCCAUCCAUCUCUUUUCCUCGCCCAUCUCAUUCGCUCCCACCGUUUCCCAAAAACCUAUACUCGCGGGUGCAACAAGGGCGAUUUGUGCCUGCGUCCCCCCGUCCCACAGCAGCAGAUGGCUGCAGGUCCCUGUAUCACGCACAUGAGCAGCCCUCGACCUUCUCGGCAGACUUUGUGGCUAUGCCCGCUGUUAAAGGCGAGGAGACGGAAGUGAUGGUGCACGUGUAGCAGGUAGGUGAGUGGACGUGUUACGUGUGU